Molecule: messenger RNA, 867 nt
Organism: Cladophialophora immunda
Lineage: Eukaryota; Fungi; Ascomycota; Eurotiomycetes; Chaetothyriales; Herpotrichiellaceae
Exons: 4
Coding region: 1-867 (288 amino acids)
Biological process (GO): fatty acid beta-oxidation
Cellular component (GO): peroxisomal matrix
Source: RefSeq, a predicted model, not a curated record
AUGACGACUUAUCAGUAUACAGAUAUUCUGUUUGACAUAAAGGGGAAGAUUGGGAUCAUCAAGUUCAAUCGUCCAAAGAGCCUCAACUCAUUUGGUGGAAACCUCAUUUUCGACACGAUCCAUGCUCUACGCGUCCUCAAUAGCCAUCCCCACACUGUGCUGACCGUUAUCACUGCUGCCGGCAGAUUCUUCUCCUCGGGAGCCGAUGUUAAGGCCGAGGCGAGCGAGAGUACGCGCGAGUACAGCUCUGACGCGGUCAAAAAACUUGACAUCCUUAACAAACUGAAUCCAUCCAUCCAGUUGGUGAGCUCAAUGAUCCACCACCGCAAGGUACUUGUCCUCGCGAUGAACGGGCCUGCUGUCGGUGGAGGGGCCGCUUGGUUCCAAGGAGUAGCCGAUAUCGUGUUGGCAUCGACCACCACUUGGCUGCAAUGCCCAUUCUCUGCUCUAGCGCUAGUUCCCGAGUUUGGAAGUGCAACCAGCUUCCCCGAAAGCGUUGGCGUGCAUCGAGCAAAUGACAUUCUCAUGCUCGGUCGCCAGGUGACAGUGGAUGAGCUGGUCCAGUGGGGCAUGGUCAACCGCGUCUUUGAGCACGAGGGAUUCCACCACCGAGUCAUUCAGUUUUUGGAGGAACAGCUGGCGAUCAACGACGGCCACUCAAUGAUGGAGCACAAGAGACUGAUGACUGCUCCGUUGCGGAGCAGGAGACUCCUGGCACUGUACGAUGCAGCUGAAGCCGUUGCAGAGAGAUUUGUUGAAGGUGCACCUACAAAAAGGUUUGCGGAGAAGAACCGACUUCUUAAAGGCCAAGAAAUCGGGGACGAGAUUGAAGCUGUAGGCAGGAAACUCACCGCAACUAAAGGAUAG